AAGACACAAAACGUAUUCCACUGGUGAGUUUGUAUGCACUGCUUGACAGUGUCGCAUCAUGGGCCUGUACAAAGCAGUGUUCUUGCUAGGCACCCUUUUCUCUGCAGUCAGUGCGGGUGUCCUGGAUGAAUAUGCAAAAACAGAGGGCGCCCGGAUUAUAUCUAUCGUAAAGAGGGAGUACUCAGUAGGCACAGUUCUAGAAUGUGCCAUCAAGUGUAACAUUGAAACAGAUUUCACCUGCAGGUCCUUUAUAUACAUUGAAAAGGAUCAAGAAUGUUUGACAAUACCAGCAAACACCAAAACAGAGGAAGUUCUGAGAAGAGCCAGCACAGCUCUCUACGAAAAGAAAGUGUACUUGAUGGAGUGUGUGAAUGGAAUCGGUAUGGACUACAGAGGGACGAAGUCCAAAACAAAAUCAGGGAAGACUUGCCAGAGAUGGGCAUCAAAAUACCCACAUAACCCCAACAUAACUCCGUUAACACACCCCAAAGCCGACCUAGAGUCCAACUUCUGUAGAAACCCAGAUGGCGACAGCAAAGGCCCCUGGUGCUACACCAGAGACCCUGAGACCAGGUGGGAGACCUGCAACGUCCAGGACUGCAGCGAGGAAUGUAUGCACUGCAGUGGUGAGGACUACAGGGGAAAGAUCUCUACCACUGAGAAUGGCUACACUUGCCAGAGAUGGGACGCCCAGAAACCUCACAACCACGGCUACAGUCCCAGCGCUCUUCCUGAGAAGUACCUGGAGGAGAACUACUGUAGGAACCCAGAUGGGGACCCCAAACCCUGGUGCUUCACCACCAGCCUCUCCAAACGCUGGGACUUCUGCACUAUCCCUCGCUGCACUUCUGAGCCUCCCACGGUGGUGGAGGAGAUCACCUGUAGCACAGGCGACGGCGGUGCCUACAGGGGAACCGUUGCUGUGACAACAUCUGGGAAAACCUGUCAGGUCUGGGCAGCUCAGACGCCCCAAAAGCACAACAGAACUCCAGACAACUACCCAUGCAAAGGCCUGGACCUGAACUACUGCAGGAACCCAGACAAUGAGAGGAUGCCCUGGUGCUACACUACAGACCCAGAGACACGCUGGGAGUACUGCAAGGUGCCUAGCUGUGGAGACGUUCCUGGACCAGAUGACGCAGCUCCCGCUCCAGCUGAGGAAGACUGCUAUGUGGGCAGCGGGAGUGAAUAUCGUGGCAUGGUGACAGAGACCAUCAGUGGGAAGAAAUGCCAGUCCUGGAGCUCGAUGACACCUCACAGUCACAAGAAGACACCUCAGGACUUCCCAAAAGCCGAUUUGAGAAGAAACCUGUGUAGGAACCCUGAUGGCGACCGUGCUCCAUGGUGCUACACCACUGACCCCUCUGUUCGUUGGGAGUUCUGCGCUGUGGAUAAAUGCCCAAUGGCUCCCAAGCCUACUUCUAAGCCUGACAAACCUGACCAGCCCAAUCCAACCUCUCAGACACCCUCAGCCGAUUGCAAGGUGGGCAAUGGGGAGACAUACAGGGGUCCUACUUCCAUGACCAUGUUGGGUGUCACAUGUCAGAGGUGGAGCUCCCAGAGCCCCCAUCAGCACGCCAGCUUCAACCCUGAAUCCCACCCUGACAAAGGCCUGGAGUCCAACAAUUGCAGAAACCCUGACAAUGACGUGAAUGGACCAUGGUGCUACACCACAGACAAAAGCAAAAAAUGGGACUACUGCCAAAUCCCAGAUUGCGCUGGCUUGAAAUGUGGGCAGCCGGUUACAAAACCCAAGAGGUGUUUUGGUCGCAUCGUUGGAGGCUGUGUGUCCAAACCCCACUCAUGGCCCUGGCAGAUCAGCCUGAGGACCAACACUGGCAUCCAUUUCUGUGGGGGAACUCUGAUCGCCCCUCAGUGGGUCCUCACCGCUGCCCACUGCCUGGAGAGAUCAAAGAGGCCAUCUGCCUACAAGGUGUUCUUGGGAACCCACACAGAGAGAGCAAAUGAAGUGUCCAAGCAGGAGCGUAACCUGCAGAAACUGAUCCUGGGACCUGACAGGACAGACAUUGCACUACUGAAGCUAGAGACCCCUGCACUCAUAAAUGACAAGGUUUUACCAGCAUGCUUACCUGAGAAGGAUUACGUGGUACCACCUGGAACAGAGUGCUAUGUGACAGGAUGGGGAGAGACACAAGGAACUGGUGGAGAUGGGCUCCUCAAGGAGACUGGCUUCCCUGUAAUAGAAAAUAAAGUGUGUAAUCGUCCUGCCUACCUGAACAACAGAGUUAAGGACCAUGAGAUGUGUGCUGGGAACAUUGAAGGGGGAACAGACAGCUGUCAGGGUGACAGUGGCGGCCCUCUGGUGUGUCAUGCCAUGAACAGCUUUGUCCUCCAGGGCGUGACAUCCUGGGGUCUGGGCUGUGCCAACGCCUUGAAGCCAGGGGUGUAUGCCAGAAUAUCAAAGUUUACGGAUUGGAUUGACAAUCAGAUGAAGAUUAAUUCUUAACCCCCUACUCUCCAUAAUCUGGAGAAAUGUGUCAUUUGAGCCACAAAUCUAGUUUUGUUAAGACUUGAAAGUACAAAUUAAAUACCUGUAGUAAGUGAUUUCUUCAGAAAUUGCAAGGUUCAUUAUUUUUGUUAAGAAAAAAUAAAUAAUUCAAUUGUUAAACAAUGCAAUUAUGUUCUAGCCUGGUAGACAUCAAUUGUGUUCAGUGACAUGUUAAAAAACAAUAUAAAAAAGCUGACAUUGUGUAGCAGCUUGUGUGCAAUUGGGAUCUUGGAUGGGAAAGCUCUUUAUUAAGUUCUGUCAGGUCAGUCAAAAAUAAAAGUAUAUAACAUUAA
This is a messenger RNA of Coregonus clupeaformis (lake whitefish), 2802 nucleotides long. It is a transcript of the gene plg, whose product is annotated as plasminogen. Gene Ontology annotation, molecular function: serine-type endopeptidase activity; signaling receptor binding. Bases 59 to 2467 code for a protein of 802 amino acids. The transcript has 19 exons. Gene Ontology annotation, biological process: proteolysis. The record is from RefSeq and is a predicted model, not a curated record. NCBI's taxonomy places the organism in Eukaryota, Metazoa, Chordata, Actinopteri, Salmoniformes, Salmonidae. Gene Ontology annotation, cellular component: extrinsic component of plasma membrane.